Aspergillus heteromorphus CBS 117.55 is the source of this 1020-nucleotide messenger RNA. RefSeq names its product aquaporin. Gene Ontology annotation, molecular function: water channel activity. NCBI's taxonomy places the organism in Eukaryota, Fungi, Ascomycota, Eurotiomycetes, Eurotiales, Aspergillaceae. The record is from RefSeq and is a predicted model, not a curated record. Gene Ontology annotation, biological process: transmembrane transport. The coding region runs from base 1 to 1020 and encodes 339 amino acids. Gene Ontology annotation, cellular component: plasma membrane. The transcript is spliced from 3 exons.
AUGAAGGUGCAACAAUGGUUCUCUGCCCGGCGCCGGGGCAAGGGUACGGCGCCCGUCAUCACUCCCACCCAUAGCCAGCUUCCCAUGCUCCAUCUCGCCGACACUACCAGGAACAACGUCAUCGCGGUCGUGGGCGAGUUUGUCGGCACUUUUCUCUUCCUCUUCUUCUCGUUCGCCGGGACGCAGGUAUCCAACACCCCGAAGCCGGCCGCGGGGGCCAAUCCCGACACGUCGAAUCUGCUGUACUCGUCUCUCUGCUUUGGCUUUUCGUUGAUGGUCAAUGUGUGGGCAUUUUACCGCGUCACCGGGGGAUUGUUCAAUCCGUCGGUCACAUUGGCCCUGUGCCUGGUGGGUGGACUGUCCCCUAUCCGCGGGGUGCUGGUCUUCGGCGCGCAGCUGGUGGCAGGAAUCGCGUCUGCCGGGGUAGUCAGUGCGCUGUUCCCCGGACCCUUGAACGUCACCACUCGCUUGGGCGGCGGCACCUCCAUCUCACAAGGACUGUUCAUCGAGAUGUUCCUGACAGCUCAGCUGGUGCUUGUCAUCAUCAUGUUGGCCGUGGUGAAACACAAGUCCACAUUCCUAGCCCCGGUGGGAAUCGGCCUGGUAUUCUUCGUCACGGAGUUGGUCGGCGACUACUACACCGGUGGCUCGCUUAAUCCGGCACGCUCCCUCGGCCCCGAUGUCAUCAACCGCAAUUUCCCGGGGUAUCACUGGAUAUAUUGGGUCGGACCGCUGCUUGGAAGUCUGUUAGCGUGUGGUUUCUUCACCUUCCUGAGGCUCGCCCAGUACCAUACCGUCAACCCGGGCCAGGACUUCAAUGAAUGGGAGGCCAAGAAUGGUCCGGGGUCGUGGGAUGUGUCGAUGCACCGUCCGUCGUUCUUCUCCGAAUCGACCACGGUGGACCGGGUGCAGUCCCCGUCGGGCAGACCGAGCCACCCGACGCCGAGCAACUCGCACGGGCCCAGUAACUCACAUGGCGGUGGCCCUCUCUCCAUCCCUCAUGGGGCGGAGCAGGUCUAG